Aspergillus sclerotioniger CBS 115572 is the source of this 3910-nucleotide messenger RNA. RefSeq names its product karyopherin MSN5. Gene Ontology annotation, cellular component: cytoplasm; nucleus; RNA nuclear export complex. The transcript has 11 exons. The record is from RefSeq and is a predicted model, not a curated record. NCBI's taxonomy places the organism in Eukaryota, Fungi, Ascomycota, Eurotiomycetes, Eurotiales, Aspergillaceae. Gene Ontology annotation, biological process: RNA export from nucleus; protein export from nucleus. Gene Ontology annotation, molecular function: RNA binding; nuclear export signal receptor activity. The coding region runs from base 1 to 3711 and encodes 1236 amino acids.
AUGGCGGCCGAGGCAGAUCUAUCAGAGGGCCAUAUGGCCGACAUCAUUCGCGCGCUUGAGCUCAUUCACAGCCCCUCAUCUACAAAUGAGUUGCGCAGAGAGGCCCUGACUUUUGUGGAGGCCCAGAAAGAAAGCAAAUCGGCGGCUCGUAAUGGUUUCCUGUUGGCGUCCCCUGAACAGAGCAACCCCUUGGUUCGCUAUUUCGGCUUGACUCUUCUGGAUCACGUCUUGCGUCACACCUCCUUUGAAGCAUCGGAGCAGAUUGUCGCGCUCAGAGAUCUGGUUCUAAAGCUGGCGGAGUCGAUACGACCGGAAGAUCCCCCGUACAUACGCAACAAAAUCCCGCAAUUAUGGGCUGAAGUCGCCAAACGGAGCUGGGGCCUGGACUGGAACGAGAUGGACACGACUCUGGUCCAGUUCUGGGGUGCCAGUCUCGUGCACAAGGAAUUGGUCCUAUCGAUUCUCGAGACCCUCUCCGAGGACAUCUUUUACCGCGAGGACACGGUUUCUUCCCUGCGCGGAACGGACCUCAAUCGGGCCAUGGUGGAGGUAUGUACGCCCUUGGUGGUUUACGAGGAACUCAACCCAAAGAAGGAUGUUGUUGAGCUGCGCUGUGGACCUGAAGGCUGGCUCUCCCGCAUUUGUGUGUUCCUCCACGAUUGCAUAGGAAACAUCCAAAGCUCAAAGCAAGCAAAAGACUCGGCUCUCAAAGCUCUUGCCACCCUUAAGUCUGCCCUUGCUUGGUCAAUCCCGAAGGCCAUCCUCUCCUCAAACUGUGUCCCAUGCAUUGCCAGGGCCUUCACCUGCAGUGAUGAACAGGUGUUACUGGCUGCGGUUGAAGCACUACAUGCCUUAUAUAGCCGGUCUAAUCUGGAUCUGGAGGGCUUCGAUCAACUUGUCCACUUGAUGUAUGAAACGGAAUCUUUGAAUGUGCUCCAGAAGCUCUACGAGUGGUCAGUUGUCGGGCCUGAUGACGUCGAUGAUACGAGAUAUACGAUAUGCAAAAAGCUGUCUGAGGUAUGGGAUAUGCACUACCUUUCUGAGAUAUUGAUGCUCUCAUAUGUUGCAGGUUUCCUUGAGGAAAAGGCGUUUGCUUUGGAAACUGUGCAGGGCAUGAACCUUCAAUUUUUCUUCCACCUCACCCUCAGCGUUAUUCAAAACCAAAGCCUUACUAUUUCGAUCCCUGUUCUUCAUGUGUGGUCCAAAUUAAUCGCAUCCGAGAGAAUUGGCAAUACAGACUUGGUCACUGGCCUUGUGCCUUCGCUACUGGGUAUUUGUACCGAACGAUUGAUUCGUUGGGAGUCUUUCCCGACAGACUCGGAAAAUCCUACAGUUGCUUUCCUUAAUGAGGACAUUGACACUGUUCCGGAGCGGCAUGCCUUCGUGGGUAACUAUAGGCGAUACUGCUCUUCCACUAUCGAGACCAUCGUCCAAAAGAGGCCACAAGAAGCCAUUCCUCAUAUCCUAUCGGGAGUUGACGCUAACCUAGACAAUCUUUAUGCCGGAGUGGAACCCUUUAGCGUCAAAUCAUUUUCGAAAAACUCCAUACCAUUGAUGCGUGCUGAUACGCAGUUUGCCGUUGUGGAGGCCACCUUGAAGGGAUAUAAUAAAUGGGUGUCUGCGCAUGGAAAGAUGCCCCAGCAGGAUGAACAGAAGCGAAGUGACAUGGAGCAGAUCUUAGAAUCCUGGGCUUUCAAAUUGAUGCAGCGAAGCUUCGAGGAUCCGAUUCUUAAGCAACGAGUCAUUAAGCUUGUCGUGGAUAUAUCAUCAAGGGCUCUAGACAAAACCCCAAGCUUUGCGCUCAAAGCUCUGGAAUAUAUCCUCAUGACACGGCUACCUGACCAGUCAGAAUUCCCAGUAUACUCCGAGUCUGUCAAGGAACUCCACGGCCUGACCAGCCAUGAACUCCGGAGGCUUGCUAUGCGUUACGCUGACUACUUUGCUACUUUCUAUGACCUGCUUGAGCCUAAGAUCAAAGAGAUCAGCAUGGCUAACAGGGUGGAUGACAAGCUUCAGAUGGAAUUAACCUCGAUCCUCCUCAUUAUCAUGCAACGAGCAAACAAUGUGGAACCUUAUCUGCGCCAGUCCCGACUUGUGUCUUUCGUGGAACCCAUCAAACAAGCGUGGCAGGAAGACGAGUUCCGUAAUAUGAGUUCAACAUUUGAGGGCUUCUGCGUCAUGUUGGGAUUGCAGAGCGUCGGACCGUACAUGCAGGCACGACAGGCGCCGAAGCUUGUGGACUGGUCAUCGGUGCCUCUGGAUAGCGAGGGAAAGCUCAUUCAAGAAGAAAUGACAAGAAAAUUCCAGCAACUACCUUUGAGAGGCACCAAAACUAUGCUAGCAGUGUCCUCAGACAAGCUUAAAAAGACGGACCAAGCCUACGAACUUGCAUGCAAUGUCUGGCAUGAAAUCAUCCCCAUAAUAUUGCCAACACUGUUGCAGCUUGUCAGCAACGCCCAUGCCUUCCACAAUCCGGAGAAUUGGGGUGGCUUGCCUCAUGACAUGCGAGGAGUGGUCGAACGUAUUCUUACCGAUAGAUUCUGGCAAGCUGGCAUAUCCACUGGAAGUCGGGAUGACUUCUAUGCUAAGAUCACGGCCUCAAGAGCCUCGCUUGAGGGAUUUGCGUCCUCUGUAAGAGGAAAGAUCCGGGCUGUUCGGGAGUCCUGCUACUCCAUGUUGUUCAGCAUGAGUCGGCUACGUGAGCAUUUCUAUGGGUUUUCAGAGCUUCCAGGGCCCCUUUCCCAGGCUCUGUUCAAGGACUCUCCCCAUCUUUCCUCUCAUCAAUUCUCUGUCCUUCUUAACAUUUCGCGGUGCUUGAUCGAUGAUUGUCCCGUGCGCUUCCGCGGUCACUUCCUGCCUCCGAUGCUCGCCACACUGUUCACAAAUAUUGACAAGAAGGUAACGUCGGAGUGGGACGUCAUUGAACGUCAGAAAGAAGGCCUCGGGGGAGAGGACGACUUGGCGGACGAAAUGAAGUCGGAGAGUAUCUUGCGGCAAUUGACUUACUCGGCGGUGAUCUUCGUGGCAAGCCUUUUGGACCCGCAGCGAGGGGUGGAUCCCAGCGCUCCACAGGCAACACCCGCCCUUUCUGUCUCGAUCCGGCACUUUGUUCUCUCUUCGCCAGAGAUCUUUGAGCCUGUGAUGCUCUUCUGCACUCAUGCACUUCGUAUGCGCGAUACCCGGUGCUGUAGCAUCAUCACGCGUGUUAUUCGCUCCAUCCUGCAGGAUUUUGCUCCUCCCAACAAUACCCCAACCACAGUAACGAUACGCGAGUUCAUCUCUUCCGAAGUGUUGAAGGCCUGCAUCACGUCUGUGCACGAGCCUUACUUCGUCGAUAUGCAGAAGGAUCUCGCCCAGCUCAUCGCCUCCAUCUGGCUCCUCUACGGGUCAACCAGUCCGACCCCGCGGUCCGUGAUCCUCAGCCUUCCGGGCAUGAAUGAGCAGCGCGUUGCUAAUGCAGAAGCGGCCCUGAUUCGAUCCUCGGCUCCAAGGCAACAGCGCGCGUUGAUUCUGGAUCUCCUGGAGGGCCUGAGGGGUGUGAGCAUCGCCGAGCAAGGGAAGAUCUUGGGCUCUCGGGAAGAACGCCGAAAAGCCCGGAGCGCGCUGCAAGAGAGGUACAUGAGUACCAGUGAGAUGGAGGGCCAGCAGAAUCAUAAAGUCGAUAUCAACGAUGGCCCGGACCUUGCCGGCGUCGCAGACCUGUUCGGCUAGGUCAUUCCACUACAUGGCCUGCUUUGCUUUUGUAUAGUAUGGUGGCUUGAUAUCGUUCCUUUGCCCCUACGUCAUAGCCACCUUUGCGGUUUUGGGAUUCUCGCAUAUAAAGCACAUAGACACAUACGGAGAAAUGCAGCCACACAGCCUAGCUAAUGUAAGCAGCGGUUGAUAGACACACUCUUGGCAGGAAAAGAAA